Molecule: messenger RNA, 708 nt
Organism: Helianthus annuus (common sunflower)
Lineage: Eukaryota; Viridiplantae; Streptophyta; Magnoliopsida; Asterales; Asteraceae
Exons: 1
Coding region: 1-708 (235 amino acids)
Source: RefSeq, a predicted model, not a curated record
AUGGAUGGCGAAGGGCUUUGGCUCUGGAGGCAUGACCCGACUACUAGUGAGGAACUUUCUGAAUGGCAGGCGUUAUCCGCUGCCUUGGUUUCGGUCUCGCUCUCUUCAGGUAAGGAUAGUUGGUCGUGGUUGGGAGCCGGGCCGAAGGGGUAUUCGGUUGCGGCUGUGAAACGGCUCAUCAGUUCCUCACGUGACUUUAGUGACCGUUACGUGAUGGAAUGGUGUAGGUGGGUUCCCAAAAAGUGCAACAUUUUCGCGUGGCGUGCCGAUUUAAACAGAAUUCCUACGUGUGAUGCUCUCGGAAGUAGGGGUGUUGCGGUGAUAGACGACUUGUGCAGCCUCUGUGGUGACGGGUUAGAAACGGUUUCUCACAUUUUCUCGGCUUGUCGGAUAUCUUUGGGAGUGUGGGAGAAAGUUAGUCUCUGGUGCCGGAUUCCGAGAUUCUUCAUAUUUUCGUUCAGAGAUUUAAUCGAGUUACACAAUGUGGGGGUUUACAACAAAGCGGUUCGUGUGGCCCUCCAUGGGAUUGUGGUUACGACUUGUUGGAUGCUGUGGAAAGCGAGAAAUAACGCGAGAUUCAACGGAUAUAGGAGUAGUGCGGAGGAGAUUUUUAGUGAAGUUAGAGUUGUUAGUUUUUUUUGGUAUAAACAUAGAGCGAAGAAAGGGGUUUUUGAGUGGGGAGAUUGGUGUAAAUUUGUGAGUAUGUAG